Messenger RNA from Magallana angulata, 717 nucleotides. Its product is annotated as ficolin-2-like. The coding region runs from base 1 to 636 and encodes 211 amino acids. NCBI's taxonomy places the organism in Eukaryota, Metazoa, Mollusca, Bivalvia, Ostreida, Ostreidae. The transcript is spliced from 5 exons. The record is from RefSeq and is a predicted model, not a curated record.
AUGGAAAUCAUCGGAAAGGAGCGAUGUCGUAUUUUGUCUUCUGGAUGGGGUUCCUUUUGCAAAAUACAAUUAACAAAUGGACAACAAGUAUCUACCCUCUGUUAUCAAGGGACCAACCUAUGGCUGCUCAUACAGAGACGACUUGAUGGAUCAGUGAAUUUCACGAGACACUGGACAGAUUAUGAAAACGGUUUUGGAUGCUUGGAAUCCGAGUUUUGGCUUGGCAACAGGAACAUUCAUGAGUUAACAGAUGAUGGUUAUCAGUAUUUACGAAUAGAAAUGAUGGACCAUGACGGUGUUUGGAAAUAUGCAGAGUAUUCGACCUUUCAUGUUGAAUCUGCCAGCUUGAAAUAUAAACUGCAUAUCGAUGGUUAUUCUGGGGAUGCAGAUGACAGCUUGUUGUACCAUGACGAGAUGUUCUUCAGUACAUUUGACAAUGACAAUGAUAAUUAUACUGAAAACUGUGCCCAAUUAAGGCGCGGAGGAUGGUGGUACAAAUAUUGUCACAAGGCUAAUUUAAAUGGAGAGUAUGGAAACGCAGAAUUUUCCAAUGGCAUCAAUUGGAACUCCUGGAGAGGAUUUUACUACUCCAUGAAGGAAGUCAGAAUGAUGGUCCGAAAAAAUGGAAUCUAUUAGAAUCAAUGAAAAUCUCAAUUUCCAACUCUUAUGGAUUUAAAGUAUACGUUUCUUUUUUUCAGAUAUUGGGUUAUGUCUUGU